CACAGGCGUGGGAAUUAAUUAGCUGAUACGUGUUAAAUUAAUUUGUAUAGACCUGCCCAACUCUAGAUAGUCUCAGGGCUUUUGUCAUGAGUCGUUUUAGUUGCGUACGAGGUGCCGUGAAUAAUUUUAGAAUACUAUAUAUUUCAGAUGACGGUGUCACAACGUAAACUGAAACCAAGCGUCUAACUCUGACGUUCUAAAUACAUUUUCGUACCUCUUUCUUUAUGUCUUGCAACCACAAAAUUAUUGCAGUACGAGCAUUUAGUAUAUGGAGAAGUAUACUAUUUCAUUUUAAAGUGUGCUCUCUAUUUUAAAACUGGAUCACUACAGACGGAGGAGUUAGAAGAGUCUCAUUAACGAUGACACUAUCACCAGAGGUAGUCGAAAGACUCUUACAUAGGCAUCUGGAGUUCCAUGGACUUGGUAAUAAUGAGCAGUCACAGUCAUGGACAAUUAAAAAGUCUUCACUAGGAGGUCGUGGAAUGUUCGCUACGAGGAAGAUUGAUCAGGGCGAGUUGAUCUUUGUGGAUGCUGCUCUGGUCGUUGGUCCACGUAGAUAUAGCAAGUAUUUACCUAUGUGCGUCGGCUGCUACAAGAGUUCCUGUCCGCUUUUUCCCUGUGACCGAGAAUGCGGGUUGCCAGUUUGUUCUAAGGAAUGUGAAGACUCUCCUAUCCACGUGGAAUGUUCUGCCUUGGGGAAGUGGGGAACUACUUGUGGGUCUAUGUGGUCCUCUGAUAUUCUUCAGGCUGUACUUCCAAUCCGAGCACUGUCCCUUCCCCAAGAACAAAAAGACCUGGUGUAUGCUCUUGAGUGCCACGAAGGCCCUCGACAUGGUAUGGAGGUCGACUUGCUGAUAAAGAACGUACGGAAUACGAUAAGCUCUGAAGAUGAGGCUUUUAUGAGAAGAGUCUGUGGAUCUUGUGAUACAAAUUCCUUUGAAACAGCCGUCUUGGUGGCUAAUGAUUCCAAGGAGAAGUUCUCAAUGACGAGUCUUCGUGGUCUUUAUCCGAUGGGAGCGAUGCAGAAUCAUUCCUGCGUUCCUAAUACCAGACAUCAUUUCGACAACUCACAGAAACUCUUCGUCAGCGCUGCGCGUCCCAUAGAUCAGGGCGAAGAACUCACGAUGACUUAUACAGAAUUAUUGUGGGACACUACGAUUCGAAGACAGCUUCUGGUUGAGACUAAACACUUUCUUUGUUCUUGUCAAAGAUGCUCCGAUCCUCUGGAAUUUGGAUCAUUGCUGGGUGCUCUGAAGUGUGCGAAUCAAGAAUGUUCGGGGAUUUUACUUCCUGAUGAUUCUUUGAAUAUGACCACUGCUUGGACGUGUAGAGAAUGUGGACUUUCGAUGACGAACAGACAGAUAAAAUCCAUUCAUUCAGCUCUUGCAAGUAUCAUCCAAGAUAUCACUAAACGGAGUCCACGAAGAAUUCUUCGAUUCCUUUUGAAAGAAUUGCCAGUCCUGGUCCCCAAAAUGAAUUACGUCGUGAUAGAUCUUAAAUUCACUAUAGUCUCUUACUUUGGUCGAACGGACAAUAUUUCUUGGAAAGAUCUCACAGAUCAGGAACUUGAAAUCAAAAGGGAAUAUUGCAAGGAUCUUAUACAUACUUUAGAUAUUCUGGGCUGUGGCGAUUGUAAGAAAAAAGGUCUCAUACUCUACGAACUGUAUUGUACUAACUUAGAAAUACAUAAGAGAUCAAUGGCUAGCAGGAUCCCGGAAAAGUAUAAAAGCAUCCUGAGGAAAUCUAUAGAAAUUCUGCAGAAUGAUCUUACAGUCCCGAACGAUUAUGAGGCAAAUUGUCAAAGCUUAUCAUCGUUUUGAAAUGGAUUGCUGCAAUAACACUUUAACCUCAUCGUACAUAGACGAGCAAGGCUUUAGGAUUUCCUCGUCCUCCUCUUCAUCGCCCUCUUCUUCGUUAUAUCUACAAAAUGGAGAGUUUUCGAUUAGAUUGUAUUUAAUUUUACAAUUUUUUAUAGUGGAAUAAUGUAAGAAUUACCUGUAUAAUAAAUCAUCAUUUAAUAAAUUGUUCGACGA
Messenger RNA from Cephus cinctus (wheat stem sawfly), 2033 nucleotides. Its product is annotated as protein msta-like. Bases 360 to 1820 code for a protein of 486 amino acids. The record is from RefSeq and is a predicted model, not a curated record. Lineage: Eukaryota; Metazoa; Arthropoda; Insecta; Hymenoptera; Cephidae. Gene Ontology annotation, molecular function: protein binding. The transcript has 8 exons.